Limanda limanda (common dab) is the source of this 2188-nucleotide messenger RNA. Its product is annotated as mucin-2-like. Lineage: Eukaryota; Metazoa; Chordata; Actinopteri; Pleuronectiformes; Pleuronectidae. The coding region runs from base 1 to 1017 and encodes 338 amino acids. The record is from RefSeq and is a predicted model, not a curated record. The transcript has 12 exons.
AUGGCCGACGGGGCCCACCCCUCAUCUCGGCCCGCCACCGCAGAGGAGGGGCAGAGGGUGAAGGAGUGGAGGGGAGGCAUGCGGCUCCUCACACCUGGGGGGGACAUGUCACUUGCUAGUCUUUGGGAAGCCGGUGUAUUUCCUCCCUCCCCCUCCUUCUUUAUCUGCAGCCAGGGACAAAAUAAGCAUCGGCAGCAGAGCGCCCGAGGCUCGGACACCUUCUUUCCCACUGGCCACUGCACUGUGUCUGAGUCCGAGGGCGAAGUCAGAGGGGUCCACGGCAGCAGAAUCACCAUGAAGACCACCCGGGUUCCUGUGCUCCUUCUGCUCGCGUCUGUCCAUGUCUUCACACAAGUUUCAACACAGACCUCCACUGAGCAAACUACAGUACAGUCAACAACAAAGAUGGCAUCAGUCUCGACAACUAAGUCAGUCCCCACCAUACAAAGCGAACAGCCAGUACAGACGACAACAACGUCAGUGCCAAAAAUAACAACAGUAAGCACUGAGACUCCAGCGCCGACCACCGUGAAGCCCACCUCUACUGCAGCUGCAACUACGUCCCACAAAGCUGUGACCACCUCCGUCCCGGUUGUUCCCCACAUGGACAAUCAAACUGUGGGAAAUGACACUCCUGGGACGAGGUCUUUCCAGACUUCGACCCCGAGCCUCCACUCGAAGACCGGGACGGAUGUCACUUCACUCAGACCAGCUCUGAAAAAGGAAACUGUGGAGCCGAGAUCUUCUCAAACUCCAAAACUAAGCAGCCGCCCUGAGACGAGUGAGACUUCAUCUCAUCCAGGACACAAUCAACACGCAAAAACAGACAAAGCCAUGAUUGAAGAUUUCCAGACGGGGGAUGGUGUGAAAGAGCCGCUCAAAUCAGCAGACAAAAGGCUUUGGUGGAUCCUGGCACCCGUCCUCCUGGUCGGAGCUGCCGCUGCAAUCGUCCUCAAGUUCAGAAGCAAGAGAAUCAACGACCACUCAGAAAACAUUGACAAUGGCACUGAAAAGUAAGUUUGAUCUGUAUCACCACAUGCUGCAUGUAUAAACCUGUGUGAAGCAGCAAAGCAUCCUCCUCCUUCCUGUGUCUCUGUGACUCUCCGCAGCGCAUCCUUCCAGAGCAGACCCGAGAACUCCAAAGAUGGCGUCAUGCUCCUCGGGGUGAAGUCGUGCGUCGGGGAGGAGAACGCUGCUGCAAGAUAGAAGAAAACUGGAGGGUGGGAACAUGAAGAUCAGCCAGAGGAUGAGUCACAUCUGUCCCCCACGUACUGAUCUAGUGGAGGAGAAGUUUAGAUGCUUUCAUUUUAAUUUGUGAAACAUAGUGUUGUGACGAGCAGUGGUUUUCAUGUAUGAUUCUGUAUGCUGACAGCAGUUUGAUGGAGUAGUGGGCGGGACUGUUAUGAUGAAUCUCAGAGUAGGUGAACCUGUUGUGGUGAGCGCUGGGCUACAUUCUCAGUACACUGUUGACUCAAACCUGCAAAAUUACAGCUGCAUCACUCAUUUCUGUCCAAAUCAUGUUUCCUGUACAGUGCACUGACCUCAGAUCUGUCACAUAUUUGAUGUAAUGAGUGUCCGUUAUAUAGUUUUAGAAUUAUCCGUCGGUUUUGAAUAUAGUCAAUUGUGUGUGUGUGUGUGUGUGUGUGUGUGUGUGUGUGUGUGUUUGUGUGUGUGUGUGUGUGUGUGUGUGUGUGUGUGUGUGUUUGUGUGUAUGUGUGUCUGUGUGUGUGUUUUAGAGUUCUGUAAUUAUUUUUUUUCAGUAAAUACACAUUCAAUCAUACAAUGAAUUAGCAACAGGUUCGUAUUUUAAAGACACUGGAACUGCUUCAUAUCUGGAAUUUCUUGUUCAACCUCAACAUCCUGAAUAAAUCACCAAAAAAAAGAUUUUUGAAAUUAUCUUUGGUUAUUUGUUUGUUAGUUUGCACAGGAUGGACUGAAAUACUGAAUCCAGAUAUUUUAUUACAAAGAGAUGACAACAUGUUGUUGGUCCAGGAAUGACCUUAUUGUGAUGAUAGCUUUUUAUUGCAUUUGUAAGUUUGUUUUGAUAUUUCCUCUGGAGUUGUAAUUUUCUUUUUAGUUUCACAAGAUUUGCUAUAUUAUUAUUAUUGUGGAAGCAUCUUUCUAUGAAGAAAAAUAUUGACAUAAGUAUAAAUAAAGAGAAAAAUAAAUGAAUACAUCAAUAAAUACA